GAUCCCUUUGAUUUGAACCACAAUCUCGGUGCUGGAGUUUCUCGCAAAAUGACUAAUUUCAUCAUGAAGGCCUUUAUCAACGGGAGGAAGUUGUUUGGGACUCCAUUCUUGCCUAUCCCUGGCACUGAAGUGGACUACUUCUUUGACUCGAAGGUGUUGACGGACGGCGAGUUGGCGCCCAACGAUAGGUGCUGUAGGAUCUGCGGGAAGAUCGGCCACUACAUGAAGGACUGUCCUAAGAGACGCAGGAUGAAAAAGAAGGAAAAUGAAGAAGACGUAAAAGAUGAGGAGCGUGAACCAAAGGACAGACGUUGUUUCCAGUGCGGGGACAUGGGUCACGUACGGAGGGACUGUCCUGAGUACCGCCACCUCAAACAGAGGACCGGCGGAGUGCCAGCGCCUCACAUGGUACGAAGUGUGGUGAGCUCCCAGUCCAUCCCCAUCCCGAAGACGGCUGCAGACUGUCCCGGGAGGACCAGACAGCCCUCUGAAUGU
Notothenia coriiceps (black rockcod) is the source of this 495-nucleotide messenger RNA. Its product is annotated as terminal uridylyltransferase 4-like. The annotation marks the transcript as partial. The transcript has 5 exons. The record is from RefSeq and is a predicted model, not a curated record. Lineage: Eukaryota; Metazoa; Chordata; Actinopteri; Perciformes; Nototheniidae. Gene Ontology annotation, molecular function: nucleic acid binding; zinc ion binding.